AUGGCUCAUCUCGCGGGCGACAUCGCCCGCGUAGGACCCAACGACUUCAUUACAUCCGACCCAGAUCUAAUGAAACACAUGCUCAAUGUGCGCACACGAUACAAAGGCUCCAACUGGUACGACGCCAUGCACCUGGAUCCAACAAAACACAACGUUCUGUACCAGCGCAACGAUGAUCUGCACGCCAUCACUCGUUCGAAAAUGGCAGCAGCCUAUUCCGGCAAGGAAGUCGAUAACAUCGAGACAACAGUAGAUGAGAACGUCGAACGGUUGCUCGAAUUGCUUGAUUAUGAAUACAUAUCCGAAGAUAUACCUUUUGACUUUGGGUACAAGGCCCAGUAUUUCACUCUCGACGUCAUUUCUGCGCUGGGAUUUGGUGAGGCGUUUGGUGACUUGGAGACCGACUCCAAUGUGAAUGGUUACAUCACUGCGACGAAAGAGAGUAUGCUGACAAUCAUCACUACCACUGUGAUGCCUUGGUUGAUCAAACUGUUGCAGCUUCCCAUUUUCAAAAGCAUUCUGCCGUCGGAGAUGGACAAAGCUGGUGUGGGUAGAGUUAUGGUGAUUGCGAAGAAGGUUGCAGCCGAACGCUUUGGUCCAAAUCCCAAGUUUCAGAGAGGCAUGAUUGGCUCUCUAGCGGGUGCUGAUACCACGGCCACUGCCAUCCGGGCAAACCUACUCUACAUCACAUCCAACCCUCGCGUAGUUCACGCAAUGAGAGCAGAGAUCGACAACGCUAAAUCAAGUCAUCCAAUCGUCACCGACGCUGAAGCACGAGCAAUGCCAUACCUCUAA
Messenger RNA from Fusarium tjaetaba, 795 nucleotides. Its product is annotated as cytochrome P450 monooxygenase. The record is from RefSeq and is a predicted model, not a curated record. Gene Ontology annotation, molecular function: oxidoreductase activity, acting on paired donors, with incorporation or reduction of molecular oxygen; heme binding; monooxygenase activity. Bases 1 to 795 code for a protein of 264 amino acids. The transcript is spliced from 3 exons. NCBI's taxonomy places the organism in Eukaryota, Fungi, Ascomycota, Sordariomycetes, Hypocreales, Nectriaceae.